Rhinichthys klamathensis goyatoka is the source of this 1755-nucleotide messenger RNA. It is a transcript of the gene pcsk7, whose product is annotated as proprotein convertase subtilisin/kexin type 7. The annotation marks the transcript as partial. The transcript has 14 exons. Gene Ontology annotation, cellular component: trans-Golgi network; Golgi membrane. The record is from RefSeq and is a predicted model, not a curated record. Gene Ontology annotation, biological process: protein processing. Gene Ontology annotation, molecular function: serine-type endopeptidase activity. Lineage: Eukaryota; Metazoa; Chordata; Actinopteri; Cypriniformes; Leuciscidae.
CACAACGAUGUGAAGGACGGGAUGGACAUCAACGUGACGGGCGUCUGGGAGCGCAACAUCACCGGCGCCGGGGUCACGGUGGUCGUGGUGGACGACGGGGUCCAGCACACCCUGGAGGAUAUUCAGCCCAAUUAUAGUCCCGAGGGAAGUUACGACCUGAACUCGGACGACCCCGACCCCAUGCCUCAUCCCGACGGACACAGUGACAACCAUCACGGCACGCGCUGUGCCGGAGAGAUCGCCGCCGUGUCCAACAAUAGCUACUGCGCUGUGGGAGUGGCGUACGGGGGACGAGUGGCAGGCAUCCGGGUUCUGGACGGACCCCUCACUGACAGCAUGGAGGCGGUGGCGUUUAACAAGCACUACCAGGUCAAUCACAUCUACAGCUGCAGCUGGGGGCCGGAUGAUGAUGGCCGGACGGUUGAUGGACCGCAUCCCUUAGGCAAGGCGGCGCUGCAGCACGGCGUGAUCGCGGGCCGGAAAGGGUUCGGCAGCAUCUUCGUUGUAGCCAGUGGCAACGGAGGACAGUAUGAAGACAACUGCAACUACGAUGGCUAUGCUAACUCCAUCUACACCGUGACCAUUGGAGCGGUGGAUGAGAAUGGCAGGAAGCCGUUUUACGCUGAGGAGUGCGCCUCUAUGCUAGCAGUGACCUUCAGCAGUGGAAGCAGACAACUGCGCAGCAUCGUGACGUCGGACUGGUCUCUGCAGAGUGGCACGGGCUGCACUGACGGGCACACGGGCACGUCUGCAGCGGCUCCUCUGGCCGCAGGGAUGGUGGCCCUCAUGCUGCAGGUGCGGCCCUGUCUGAGCUGGCGGGACGUUCAGCACAUCAUCACCUUCACCGCCACACAGCAUGACGCACAGGCGGACUGGAGAAGGAAUGGAGCCGGUUUCCAUCACAGCCACAUGUACGGCUUCGGCUUGCUCAACGCCUGGAGGCUGGUCAACGCUGCCAAGGUUUGGGAGUCCGUCCCCUUCUUGGUGUCCUACCAGAGCCCAGUUUUAAAGGCCAAUGAGAUCAUCCCAGCCCAUCCGAAAACGCUCACUCACACUUGGAAUGUCACGGCGUCUGACCUGAGGCGUUCGGGCAUGCAGACGCUGGAGCACGUGUCCGUCACCGUGACGGUGGCCCAUCCUCGGCGGGGGAACGUGGAGCUCACGCUCGUGUGUCCCAGUGGGAUGACCUCGCUGAUCGGAGCCAAGCGAGCGCUGGAUGUAGAUCCGACUGGAUUAACAGACUGGACGUUUUCCACUGUGCGCUGCUGGGGAGAGCGAGCAGAGGGACAGUACAGGCUACAGGUCACCGACUACAGAGGGCCGACUCUGGCAUUGGGCGUUCUGAAGUACUGGAAACUCACUCUGUACGGCUCAUCUCUGUCUCAUCAGCAGGUGAAAGAGAGACAAAGAGUUGUUGAAGAGGCCAUGGGGGGCCAGUACCUCCACAGCAGCUUUGCCCUGCCCUGCCCUCCCGGUAUAGAUGUUCCUCCCGAGACCGUGAGCCCGUUCACCUCCAGCAGCCUGAAGUCUCUCCUGCUGCUGGGCUGCUUCGCCCUGUUCUGGUCGCUGUACUACACUCUGGAAGUGACCCUCACCCACUGGGACUGGCGUGGCUGUGCUGUGGCCGGGGGGGCGAGAGGCCGAGGACUGCAGGCCGGAUCCAUAGGCCUAGAGGACAGUCAAGUGGUUGAGAUCCAGCCCGAGAUGGACAGCGAGUCCAAAGUCCCCCUCAUUGCUGCUGAUGAGAACACGUAG